Molecule: messenger RNA, 920 nt
Organism: Linderina pennispora
Lineage: Eukaryota; Fungi; Kickxellomycota; Kickxellomycetes; Kickxellales; Kickxellaceae
Product: 60S ribosomal protein L34-B
Exons: 1
Coding region: 419-754 (111 amino acids)
Biological process (GO): translation
Cellular component (GO): ribosome
Molecular function (GO): structural constituent of ribosome
Source: RefSeq, a predicted model, not a curated record
UUGCGACUUUUUUGAGGUACGGUUAGGAAAAAUGCGGCAGCACCGGGCGACAUAGGGCGCGCGUCGACUGAUGGAUACGGGAAUGGAUGCGGGACCCGCGAAAAUUAUGAGACAGCCAGUGCUAACGAAAAACACAUAUCUUUAUCUACAUUCUGUAUGGAAUCUGCAUGGCGACCGUGGCAAUUUGGGGGUGGUUUUUGGAAACGCACAAAUUCGGACAAUUGGAACUCGCACGUGUGGGCUGUCUGCUGGUGGGACGCUGCUGGCGGGUCGUUCGUUUGACAAAUGGGUGGAUUCGAACUCGGACCGAACCGAACCUUUUUCUUUGCUCUGGGAAACCUGGUCGCUCUAUGUUCUGUGGGGAUGUGGGCAUUUGGGGCGUAUUCUGGGCAUUUGUAGAGCAGACAAAUAAUCAAUCAUGGUCCAGCGUGUUACUUACAGGCGCCGCCUUUCCUACAACACCCGCUCGAACCGGGUCCGCAUGAGCAAGACGCCCGGCGGCAACCUCCGCGUGCUGCACGUCAAGAAGCCGGCCAAGGGCCCGCGCUGCGGUGACUGCGGUGCCGCGCUUGCUGGCAUCCCGGCUCUGCGCCCGCGCGAGUACUCGCGCCUGAACAAGAGCGCCAAGUCGGUGUCGCGCGCCUACGGCGGUUCGCGCUGCAGCACCUGCGUGCGCGCUCGCAUUGUCCGCGCUUUCCUCAUCGAGGAGCAGAAGAUCGUCAAGAAGGUCCUCAAGGCUCAGGCCAAGAAGUAAAAAGUGCUUGAAUCACCUUUUUGUCUCCUUCGUUGAGUGUGUGGGAGGGGAGGUUUUUUGUUCAUUAGGUUGUAUAAAGCCUUUCUUUCCAUGUCAUAAAAGCGGAGACCACAUCAUGUAUGUUGCAAUGGUGGAUGACGACGGAAUCACAGUGUAUUUGAAACAG